AUGGCCCUUUUCACUCCCUCUGACGCUUCUGCCAGACCUUCUUUAACGCGCGGUACCAGUAAUUUCUCGCAAAAAAUUCCAACUCCGGUCGCUAGUGCUGGAAUAACAUCGUCAGACGCUGAUGUUGACGCCGUUCUAGAGCUUUCUGACGGAUCAGCAUACCGAGGUAUCAGUUUUGGUGCCGAAGGAAAAAGUAUCACUGGAGAAUGUGUUUUUCAGACCGGAAUGGUUGGCUACACGGAAUCGUUGACCGAUCCCUCGUAUGAAGGCCAGAUCCUCGUUCUUACAUAUCCCUUGAUUGGGAAUUAUGGAGUUCCACAACGACCUGCCAAUCCCCUUGAUGACCUUCCUCUUGAGUUUGAGUCGUCUCGUAUACAUAUUGCCGCCCUUGUGGUUGGCUAUUACUCAAAAGAAUUCAGUCACUUCCUCGCGAAAUCGUCCUUGGCUGCAUGGCUAAAGGAGAACGGGGUCCCUGCUAUAUACGGCGUCGACACCCGUGUCCUGACUAAAAAGAUCCGAGAAAAAGGAUCUAUGCUCGGUAAAUUGCUGGCAAGAAACCCCGGAGCUCAUGCAGGUCGGAGACUUGCUAUUAAUCCGCCGCCAUCCGCGGCUCCAUCGAGAGCCUCAUCGCCAAAUUCUCGCUCCUCCUGGAGAGAGGACUAUCUUGACAUUCCGUUCUCGGAUCCUAACCGAACUAAUCUUGUUGCUGCUGUUUCCAUCACCGAGCCGCGUUUCUACAAAGCGCUUGGCACACCUUUACUUCAUCCCUCCGGGCGUCCUGUCCGCGUCCUCGUACUCGAUGUUGGGAUGAAAUACAACCAGAUCAGGUGCUUCAUUAAUCGUGGUGUUGAACUCAAGAUUCUACCAUGGAACUACGAUUUUCUCUCUGAAUCGGAACCCUAUGACGGUCUUUUCGUGUCUAAUGGUCCCGGAGAUCCAACCAUGGUAACAGAGACGAUUGCGCGCCUUUCUCGCGCCAUGGAACGCGCCGACCGACCCAUCUUCGGCAUCUGUCUCGGUCAUCAGCUGAUGGCGCUUGCUGCCGGGGCUACCACGUCGAAGAUGAAGUACGGAAAUCGUGGGCACAACAUUCCUUGCACCGACGCACUUUCUGGUAGAUGCUACAUCACCAGUCAAAAUCACGGUUUCCAGGUUGAUACCGACACCCUUCCUUCAGGGUGGAAAGAGCUCUUCCGAAAUGCCAACGAUAACAGUAAUGAGGGUAUCUACUGUGUAGAUAAACCAUUCUUCUCCGUCCAAUUUCACCCCGAGUCCACUCCUGGUCCACGCGACACUGAAUUCCUAUUUGAUGUUUUCAUCAAGAACAUUGUUGAUUGUGCCGCCACAAACUCUCUCGUUCCCAUUUCCAUGCCCGGUGGCAAAAAAGAGGAAAACGACAAGCGCAUUCCGAGGGCCAAAGUCAGUAAAGUGAUCAUUCUUGGUUCUGGGGGUUUGUCAAUCGGUCAAGCUGGCGAAUUCGACUACUCUGGAUCGCAAGCCAUUAAGGCUCUAAAGGAAGAAGGCAUCUACACCAUCAUGGUGAAUCCCAACAUUGCUACGAUCGCCACCUCCAAGGGAUUAGCGGAUAAAGUCUACUUCCUCCCUGUUACACCCGAAUUCGUGCGAAAGAUCAUCAAGUACGAGAAACCAGACGGUAUUUACGUGACCUUCGGAGGACAAACCGCGCUGAAUGUUGGAAUCAAGCUCAAGGAUGAAUUUGCUGAGCUCGGAGUUCAGGUUCUUGGAACACCGAUCGACACUAUUAUCACCACGGAGGACAGGCAAUUGUUCGCCAGCGCUAUGGAAGAGAUCGGCGAGAAGUGCGCGAAGAGCUUCACCGCCACUAAUCAGGACGAAGCGAUAACCGCCGCCAACGCGAUUGGAUUCCCCGUUAUUGUUCGAGCGGCGUAUGCUCUCGGAGGACUUGGUUCUGGGUUUGCGCAGAAUGCUGAACAGUUGAAGGCUCUUUGUAGGAAAGCUUUUGCUACUAGUCCUCAAGUUCUGGUGGAAAAAAGUAUGAAGGGGUGGAAGGAAAUCGAGUACGAGGUCGUUCGAGAUUGCAGGGACAAUUGUAUCACCGUUUGUAACAUGGAGAAUUUCGAUCCACUUGGUAUCCAUACCGGCGACUCCAUAGUCAUCGCACCUUCGCAAACUUUGUCGGACUCUGACUACAACAUGCUACGAACGACGGCGGUCAACGUCAUUCGGCAUCUCGGAGUCGUCGGAGAGUGCAACAUCCAGUAUGCGUUGAAUCCAGAAUCUCAAGAGUAUUGUAUCAUCGAGGUCAACGCUCGUCUCUCUCGAUCUUCCGCUCUCGCCUCGAAAGCCACGGGAUAUCCACUAGCUUUCAUCGCUGCCAAGCUCGGUCUUGGUAUACCACUUAACGAAAUCAGAAACUCAGUGACAAAAGUAACGAGCGCUUGCUUCGAACCUAGUUUAGACUAUGUGGUGGUCAAAAUACCUCGGUGGGAUCUGAAAAAGUUCAAUCGCGUCAGUCGCCUGUUGAGCAGUAGCAUGAAGAGCGUGGGCGAGGUAAUGAGUAUCGGGCGAACAUUCGAGGAGACAUUCCAAAAAGCUAUUCGAGCUAUCGACGACCAGUUCUCCGGGUUUGCCCAGAACGAUUACGUCGAGGAUAUUGACGAGGAAUUGGUCAAUCCUACGGACAAGCGCAUCUUCGCCAUCUCUACGGCCUUCCAUCGUGGAUACAGCGUUGACAAAAUCUGGAAAAUGACCAAUAUCGACAAGUGGUUCUUGACGAAGUUACAUCAUAUUUUUCAAACGGAAACUUAUCUCAUGGGCCUCAAUAUAAACACUAUCACCACGGAUGACUUACGUCGUUCAAAGCAGCUUGGAUUUUGUGACCGUCAAUUAGCAAGCUGUCUAGGUUCGACAGAGCUUGCCGUUCGGCGCCUCCGCCAAGAGCUCGGAAUUGCACCCUUUGUCAAGCAGAUCGAUACCGUUGCCGCCGAAUUCCCCGCCUUCACUAAUUAUCUCUACACGACUUACAAUGCCAUCGAGAACGAUAUUACGUUUGAAGAGCGCGGAGUGAUGGUUCUUGGGUCUGGCGUCUACCGGAUUGGUUCUUCCGUCGAAUUCGACUGGUGUGCUGUCCGAGCUAUUCGAACACUCCGAGAUCAAGGUCUGCCGACAGUCAUGGUCAACUACAACCCAGAAACCGUCAGUACGGAUUACGACGAAGCCGACCGCUUGUACUUUGAGAAUAUCAGCUUGGAGACCAUCCUCGACAUAUACGACACGGAGCAGGCGCGAGGUGUCAUCCUGUCCAUGGGAGGCCAGACGCCGAACAAUAUUGCUCUUCCCCUGUACCGACAGAAUGUCAAAAUAUACGGAACAUCUCCGGAAAUGAUCGAUACUGCUGAAAAUAGGUUCAAGUUCUCCCGUCUUCUGGACGAGAUAGGUGUCGACCAACCGUUAUGGAAAGAGCUGACCAGCUUCGAGGAGGCAGAGGCUUUUUGUGAAAAAGUCGGCUACCCGGUUCUAGUCAGGCCUUCGUAUGUGCUUUCGGGUGCUGCUAUGAACGUUGUGUCCACCGGAGAUGACCUAGCCAAUUACCUCACACAAGCCACGGCUGUCUCGCGCGAUCACCCUGUUGUCAUCACAAAGUACAUUGAACAAGCUAAGGAGAUCGAAAUGGAUGCUGUCGCCAAGGAUGGGAAACUGAUCAUGCAUUACAUUUCCGAGCACGUCGAGAACGCCGGUGUACAUUCUGGAGAUGCCACUUUGAUCCACCCUCCUCAAGAUUUAGACCCACAAACAGUUCGUCAAAUCGAAGAGGCCACUGCCAAAAUCGGUAAUGCGCUCAAUGUUACCGGACCAUAUAACAUUCAGUUCAUCGCCAAAAACAACGAGAUCAAAGUCAUUGAAUGUAAUCUUCGAGCAGCUCGUUCCUUCCCUUUCGUCUCCAAAGUCACUGGCAUAGACGCGAUCGAAAUGGCCACCAAAGUUAUGCUCGGAAUUCCGGUUGAGCCAUACCCAGACGCUGGCAUGCCUUCUGAUUACGUCGGUGUCAAGGUUCCGCAGUUCAGCUUCAGUAGGCUUUCAGGAGCCGAUCCUGUUCUCGGUGUUGAGAUGGCUUCUACGGGCGAGGUCGCCUGCUUCGGCAAAGAUAAAUACGAAGCUUAUCUAAAAGCUCUCAUCUCGACCGGGAUCGUUCCUCCAAAGAAAAAUAUACUGUUCUCGAUUGGUAGCUAUCGAGAGAAGCUUGAGCUUUUACCUUCUGUGCAAAGACUGAGUGCUGCAGGGUACAAUAUCUUCGCUACAUCUGGAACUGCCGACUUCCUGACAGAGCACAAUGUUUCUUGCAAGUACCUCGAGACGUUGGGAGAUGACAGUCGGGACGCGCAAAAGUCUGAAUAUUCACUCACUCAGCACCUUGCAAAUAACCUCAUCGACAUGUACAUCAAUUUACCAUCCAAAAAUCAUUACCGCCGCCCCGCCAGCUAUACGAGCAAGGGUUAUCAUACUCGUCGUAUGGCCGUCGAUUUUGCCAUACCCUUGAUCACCAACGUCAAAAACGCGAAGAUGUUAGCCGAGGCCUUGGUGCGGAAACUACCACUCGACGUGUCUAGUGUUGAUUCCAAGAGCUCGCAUCGCACACAUACGUUCCCUGGCUUGGUAAACGUCGCGGCCUUUGUUCCAGGACUUGCUGUACCAAAUAGUCAAGACUUCAUCGAUGCGACCCGCGCCUCAAUUAGCGCCGGGUUCACAACCUCCAUUAUUAUCCCACAAGCUCAGGACAAUGGAAUAGUCGAUCGUGCGACCCUCGAGGUGGCGAAGGCAAACGUCCUCGGGUCCGCCUACUGCAAUUUUGCACUGAGUUUGUCUGCAUCCGCCGAUAACGUUCAUGUCUUCGAUGAAGAACUUAAAGCAGACGCCAAAGCUCUAUUCAUUCCUUUCCGUAUCGCCAACAAACCCAUUCCUUUGUCUGCUGUCGCUGCCCACUUUAGCUCUUGGCCUACGGAAAAACCUAUUAUUACAGAUGCCAAGGGUUCGGACCUUGCAUCUUUGCUCCUCCUUGCUAGCCUACAUAGUAGAUCCAUCCAUGUCACCGAUGUGCAAACUAUCGACGACGUGCUUUUAAUCUCUUUGAGCAAAGCCAAGAAUCUCAAAGUGACGUGCGACGUUUCGGUGUACUCUCUUUUCUUUACACGCGAACAAUUUCCUUUGGCUCCAUUCUUGUCAUCCCUUGAAGAUCAAAAGGCCUUGUGGAAGAAGCUUGACUUGAUUGAUGCUUUCUCCGUAGGUAGCUCACCCUACAAGAUGGCCGUUGAGAUUAACGAGGUUGGCUCUGCGGCUUCUGGGAUGGAGGAGGCACUUCCCCUACUACUUACUGCUGUCACUGAAGGCCGGCUAUCCUUGCAGGAUAUCACUACUCGCCUGCAUGAUAACCCGGUCCAGAUAUUUGGUCUUCCCGAGCAGGCCCAGACUCAUGUCGAGGUAGUGCUCGGUCGGCAGGCCCCCUUCGUGACACGUCCUUCAUGUUGGUCGCCUUUAGGACAAACACUCGUGUCUGGUGCUAUCCAUCGGGUGAUUGUUCAUGGUCAAACCUCCUUCCUUGAUGGCUCCCUCUCCCAAACUCCCUUGGGCAAGGACAUUUCCAGCGCCACUAUUAGUCAUGGCUUAAGCGCUGUUGUACCUCCCUCUCCCGCCCUUAAACCAUCCGACCAUCUGGUGUCUACAACUUCUGUGACUCAGUCUCAGGCUGGCGGAUCUUUGAUGUACGGGCCACUGACUCACAGCCAGAAGCACUUUACGUCGAUUCAACCUCACCCCUCAUUCUACCGGCGUCAUAUUCUCUCGGUCAAACAAUUCACCCACCGGGAUAUGUAUGAUCUCUUCUCCCUCGCGCAUGAGAUGCGUCUACAAGUCGAACGAAACGGAACUCUUGACAUACUGAAGGGCAAAGUUUUAUGCACAGCAUUCUACGAGCCAUCGACUCGUACUAGCUCCUCUUUUGACGCAGCCAUGAAACGCUGUGGCGGCCAGGUGGUACAGAUAACUGCGGAUAGCUCGUCAGUUGUUAAAGGGGAGUCUCUACCAGACACAAUUAGGACGUUGGGAUGUUAUGGAGAUGCCAUCGUCAUCCGGCAUCCUGAUGUAGGGAGUGCUCAGACGGCUGCGAAGUUCUCUCCCGUACCGAUAAUCAAUGCUGGUGAUGGGGUUGGUGAGCACCCUACACAAGCUUUACUUGAUGUUUACACGAUCCGUUCGGAACUUGGUACCGUGAACGGGCGGACUAUCACACUGCUUGGGGAUCUCAAGAAUGGACGAACAGUCCACAGUUUGGUGAAGCUAUUGUGUUUGUAUCAAGUUCGUCUCAACUUUGUGUCGCCACCGUCUUUGGCCAUGCCUUCCGGUGUAGUAUCUGCCGCUCGAAAAGCUGGCGUUCCGGUACAUCAGUGCGAAUCUCUGGAUGAAGUCCUCGCCGAUACUGAUGUAUUAUACGUGACACGGGUUCAGAAAGAAAGGUUUGAGACGGAGGUCGAAUGGCAGCAGGUGAAGGAUGCAUAUCGUGUCGAUCACGCAGUAUUGUCCAGAGCGAAGGAGGAAAUGAUUGUCAUGCAUCCUCUUCCACGAGUCAAUGAAAUUGAUGCCGAAGUCGACUUCGAUUCUCGUCGUGCGGUGUAUUUCCGACAAAUGCGGUACGGUCUUUUCAUUCGAAUGGCUUUGCUUGCUAGCGUUAUGGGCUAG
Lentinula edodes (shiitake mushroom) is the source of this 6711-nucleotide messenger RNA. RefSeq lists its product as uncharacterized. The record is from RefSeq and is a predicted model, not a curated record. Gene Ontology annotation, cellular component: cytoplasm; carbamoyl-phosphate synthase complex. Gene Ontology annotation, molecular function: aspartate carbamoyltransferase activity; metal ion binding; carbamoyl-phosphate synthase (glutamine-hydrolyzing) activity. The transcript is spliced from 10 exons. Lineage: Eukaryota; Fungi; Basidiomycota; Agaricomycetes; Agaricales; Omphalotaceae. Bases 1 to 6711 code for a protein of 2236 amino acids. Gene Ontology annotation, biological process: 'de novo' pyrimidine nucleobase biosynthetic process; L-glutamine metabolic process; L-arginine biosynthetic process.